AUGGAGGACCGCCGCGGGUACCAAGAGGCCGUGCAGUGCCUGAUGCAAAAGCCGUCGCGGUACGGGCUGCCGGGCCCCAAGACGCUGUGGGACGACUACGGCGUGCUGCACUACUACCAGACACCGUACGUGCACGACGACGCGACGUUCUUGCUGUGGCACCGGCACUUCAACUGGGUGCUGGAGCAGGACCUGGCCGAGCACUGCGGCUACCACGGCACGUUUCCGUAUUGGGAGUGGGGGCUGGACUGCGGGCACCUUGACGCGUCGCCGCUGUUUGACGGCAGCGAGACGUCGCUGGGCAGCAACGGCGCGUUUGUCAAGAACCACCGAGCGGCGAUUGGCGGCGCGAAGCCGGGGACGGGCGGCGGGUGCGUGACGAAAGGCCCGUUUGCGAACCUGACGGUCAACAUUGGGCCGACGGAGGCGCGCAACCCGCUGGCGUACAACCCGCGCUGCCUCAAGCGCGACCUCAACGACGACGUGUGCCGCAAGUGGGCGUCGCUGCGUAACGCGACGGAGCUUGUGCUGUACACGAGCACGGUGGGCGUGUUCCAGAGCGCGGCGCAGGGCGAGGGCGUGCGCGGCGACGGCGGGCACACGUUUGGGACGGGCGUGCACAGCGGCGGGCACUUUUCCAUCAGCGGCGACCCGGGCAGCGACUUCCACUUCUCGGCGCUCGAGCCGGGCUUCUACCCGCACCACGCCAACCUCGACCGGCUGCACUUUAUCUGGCAGAACCUCGACUGGGCCGCGCGGCAGACGAUUGCGGGGACCAACACCAUGUUCAACCUGCCGCCGACGCCCAACGCCGUGCUGACGGACAACAUGGGCUUUGAGCCGCUGCACCGGAACAUUACCAUCCAGGCGGCCAUGGACACGGUGGGCGGGACACCGCUGUGCUUUGUGUAUGAGCCGUGGUAG
Sporothrix schenckii 1099-18 is the source of this 924-nucleotide messenger RNA. Its product is annotated as tyrosinase. Gene Ontology annotation, molecular function: oxidoreductase activity. NCBI's taxonomy places the organism in Eukaryota, Fungi, Ascomycota, Sordariomycetes, Ophiostomatales, Ophiostomataceae. The coding region runs from base 1 to 924 and encodes 307 amino acids. The record is from RefSeq and is a predicted model, not a curated record. The transcript has a single exon.